This is a messenger RNA of Humulus lupulus (European hop), 2247 nucleotides long. RefSeq lists its product as uncharacterized. The record is from RefSeq and is a predicted model, not a curated record. The transcript has 6 exons. Bases 1 to 2247 code for a protein of 748 amino acids. NCBI's taxonomy places the organism in Eukaryota, Viridiplantae, Streptophyta, Magnoliopsida, Rosales, Cannabaceae.
AUGGAUUUGUUUCCUGAUUCAGUAGCUGUAGUUAAUUGGGAUAUUUGUUCUGAUCAUUGUUUCUGUAUUGUUAAGAGAGUAACUGAGGUGGAUUCUGGUACUAAGCCGUUUCGAUAUUUUAACAUGUGGGCUGAUCAUGAUGGUUUUAAAGCUACUGUUUUGCAGAGUUGGACCAAACCAGUAGAAGCUCAAGGGCUUAACAGAAUCAUGGUUAAACUAAGGAGAUUAAGGCCUGUGUUGCGACAUUUUAAUAAGUUUGCGAUUGGUGAUAUUGACCAUAAGUUUCAGGUUGCUAAAGAUGCUUAUAAUUUGGCUCAGAUUCAGCUUCAACAGGAUCUUCAUUCGGCUGUGUUCCAAGUUGAAGAACAGCAGGCCUUAAAUAACCUGAUUAUUGAUAAUUAUGAGGCAGUUGUGGAUCAUUUCUUAAGUCAUUUUCGAAGUGUGUUGGGAAGUCAGAGUACAGCUUCGGGGGCCAUUCACAGGGAGUGUUUUAGACAUGGUAAUAUUCUUUCUUUAGAGCAACAGCUGGAUUUAAUAAGACCAUUUACUAAGAAGGAUGUUAAGAGUGCUAUGUUUAGCAUUGGUUCAAUUAAGAGUCCGGGUCCAGAUGGUUAUGGUGCGGGUUUUAAUAAUGCUAUGUUGUCACUGAUUCCUAAAGUGGAGCACCCGACUAAGGCGGUGGAGUACAGGCCUAUUGCUUGUUGUAAUACUCUGUAUAAAUAUAUUCUUAAAGGGUAUAAGAGGAAGAAUAUCUCUCCUAGGUGUGUGAUGAAAGUGGAUUUGAGUAAGGCCUAUGAUUCCAUAGAUUGGAAUUGUCUUGAAGAUAUUCUUGCUGCAUUUUGUAUACCGGCUCAGUUUAUUAAUUGGAUUAAGAUCUGUUUAAAGGACUCAGAUUACUCUAUCUUGAUCAAUGGGAGAGUUCAAGGUUGUUUUACUGGUAGGAAGGGUUUGAAGCAAGGGGACCCGAUGUCUCCUUUAUUAUUUGUUCUUGUGAUGGAAUAUUUUACUAGACUUCUCAUCCAAGCAUCUCAACAUAAGGAGUUUCGGUUUCAUCCUAGAUGUAAGAAGCUUAAUUUGGUGAGUCUGUGCUUCGCGGAUGAUUUGGUGCUGUUUUGCAAAGGCACGGAUAGGUCUAUUAAGAUUAUUUCAGAGUGUUUCAAAUCCUUUAGCAGCGUUUCUGGUUUGACAGCUAAUGUGGAGAAAUCUAGAGUUUAUUUUGGGGGUAUGAAUGCGGCUGAAACCAAGGAAAUUAUGAAGGAUAUUCGGUUCUCAAAAGGCGAGUUUCCUCUCAAAUAUUUAGGGGUUCCUUUGAGACCUACGAAGUGGAAAGCAGGAGAUUGUGCUGUUAUUAUAGAGAAAAUCCAGCUGAAGUCACAUCAUUGGUCAAAUCGACACUUAUCUUUUGCUGGAAAAACUCAGCUUAUUCAGUCUGUUUUAAUGGGGUUAAGAGCUUUUUGGAUGAGCAUUUUUUUUCUCCCAAAGAGUGUAAUCUCUGAGAUUGAUCAUUUGUGUAGGAAUUUCCUUUGGGGUGCCAGCAAAGGUAAUGAAAACAGGAGUAAAAUGCACUUUACAGGCUGGGAUCAGGUUUGCCUUCCGAAGCAACUUGGGGGUCUCGGGUUUAAAGAAGGGGCCAAAUGGAAUAUGGUCCUUUUAGCUAAAUAUUUGUCGGUGGUUUCCUCUAAACAGGAUAUCCUGUGGGUGAAGUGGGUUGAUGCUAUCUAUCUUAAAGGGCAGAGUGUUUGGGAUUAUCAGCUUCAGUCUGAUGUCAGUUGGUACUGGCGAAAGCUCAUAAACUUGAAGGCUUUUAUUAAUAGAGAGAUGAUAGGAAGAGCUGUUCAGAAUAACAAGCUGAAAGUCAGCAAUUUGUAUGACCUGCUUCUUCACAGGGAUAAAGUGCAUUAUGCUUCUGUGAUCUGGUGUAACCUUUCUGUGCCUAAACAUCGCUUUAUUCUUUGGCAAUCCACUUUGAGGCAUCUGCUGACUAGAGACAACUUAUUAAAAUGUCAGAUUUGUCUUCCAUCUGUUCUAUGUCCUAUCUGUGAAUUGCAACAAGAGAGUCACGAACAUCUCUUCUUUCAGUGUAAGUUUUCCCAGCUGCUGAGGAGUAAAGUUGCUGCGUGGUUGGGCUGUGAGAUCUGGCCAGUUCAUCUCAAUGAUUGGGUUGAUUGGAUGGACUUGGCAAGUCACUUGAAGGGAGGUGAUUGCGUCGCUGUUGGACCUAAGGAAUUAUGUUGUGAACUUUGCUAA